Molecule: messenger RNA, 8084 nt
Organism: Cuculus canorus (common cuckoo)
Lineage: Eukaryota; Metazoa; Chordata; Aves; Cuculiformes; Cuculidae
Gene: GPC1
Product: glypican 1
Exons: 9
Coding region: 552-2201 (549 amino acids)
Biological process (GO): regulation of protein localization to membrane; negative regulation of fibroblast growth factor receptor signaling pathway; cell migration
Cellular component (GO): plasma membrane; cell surface; synapse
Molecular function (GO): fibroblast growth factor binding
Source: RefSeq, a predicted model, not a curated record
CCCGGCGGCGCCGCAGCCGCAGCAGCGCGGCGGGACCGCCCGGGGAUGCAGCCGCGCUAAGAACAAAAGCCCCUGAACGCGCUCACGCUCCGCGGCUUCCGAGCGGCCCCGCUGGGAUCUCUCAGCCCUUCCUCCGCCCGGACGGAUCGACUCCCCGGAGCCCAACCCUGCCCGCCGUCCAGGGAGGGGCGGCCGCGACCCGGACCCCCGGCAUCGCCCCAGCACCGCGCUGCCUCCUGAAGCCCGGCAUCGCCCCGGGACCCCGGCAUCGCCCCGGAUCCCGGCACCGCACUGCCUCCUGGUCCCUCCGGCAUCGCCUCAGGACCUCAGCACCGCCCCGGAUUCCGGGACUCCGGCAUCGCCCAGGAACCCCCAGCACUGCCCCGGAUCCCGGCAUCGCCCCGGACCCCCGGCACCGCCCCGGCAUCGCCGCGGGACCGCAGUGCCUCCCGAGCCGCAGCAUCGCCCCGGCCCAGCGCCGCUCCCCGCCGGCCGCCGCGGGACCUUGGCUUUGCCCUUCGCACGGCAGGUGGCGGGUCCAUCCGAGAAGGAUGCGUUUCUUGCCGUGGGGAUUGUGGCUGCUGUGUGUCGCCUCCGCGCCGGCCCGCGGUGACAGCGGCAACAAGGCGAGGAGCUGCGCCGAGGUGCGGCAGCUCUAUGGGGCCAAGGGCUUCAGCCUGGGCGGCGUGCCCCAGGCCGAGAUCUCCGGGGAGCACCUGCGAAUCUGCCCACAAGGCUAUACCUGUUGCACCAGUGAGAUGGAGGAGAACUUUGCAAACAAAAGCCGAAGUGAAUUUGAAGCCAUGAUGAAAGAGACCGGCCGCUCUGUGCAGACGACCCUAAUAGCACAGCACAGAAGCUUUGACAGUUAUUUCCAGGAUUUGUUGAACAAGUCAGAAAAGGUCCUUUAUGAUGCUUUUCCAAGCAUGUACGGAGAAUUGUACACUCAAAACAUGAAGGUCUUCAAGGACUUGUACGGGGAGCUACGCCGCUAUUACCGGGGCUCCAAUAUCAACUUGGAAGAAGCCCUCAAUGAGUUCUGGACGCGCUUGCUGGAGAGGCUCUUCAAGCUGAUGAAUCCUCAGUACCAUAUCACAGAUGAGUACCUGGACUGCAUGGUGAAACACGCAGAGCAGCACAAACCCUUUGGGGAAGUUCCCAGGGACCUGAAGGUGAAGGCAACCCGAGCCUUCAUCGCAGCACGCUCCUAUGCGCAGGGCUUUCUUGUGGGCAGCGACGUGGUCAAAAAGGUGUCUCAGGUACCUCUCAGCCACGAGUGCACGCGUGCCAUCAUGAAGCUGAUGUACUGCCCGCACUGCCGGGGCAUGUCCAGCGUGAAGCCGUGCAACAACUACUGCCUCAACGUUGUGAAGGGCUGCCUGGCCAACCAAGCAGACCUGAACACCGAGUGGAAGUACCUGAUGGAUUCCCUGAUCGUAGUGGCUGAUCGGAUUGAUGGACCGUACAACGUAGACACUGUAAUAGGGACCAUUCACAUGAGGAUCGCUGAAGCUAUUUCUAACCUGCAAGAGAACAAAGACUCGAUUACAGCCAAGGUUUUCCAAGGCUGUGGGAAUCCCAAAAUCAGCACAAAAGGCUCCAGCAGCGAGGACAAGAAAAGGCGAGGGAAAGUCGCGUUAGAAGCAAAAUCCGCUGCACAAGCACUGGAGAUGCUGGUUUUAGAUGCCAAAGGGAAUCUGACAGCUCUCAAGACUUACUGGAUCACCCUGCCCGGCAUCCUGUGCAGCAAAAAAGUAAUGGCCAGCUCUGUGGCAGACGACAAGUGUUGGAAUGGGAUGACCAAGGGCAGUUACCUGCCUGAAGUGAUGGGGGAUGGCUUGGCUAAUCAGAUCAACAACCCAGAGGUGGAAGUGGACAUCACCAAGCCAGAUAUGACCAUUCGCCAGCAAAUCAUGCAGCUAAAAAUCAUGACAAACCGGCUGGGCAACGCUAACAUCGGGAACGAUGUGGAUUUCCAAGACACAAGUGACGACAUGAGUGGCUCAGGAAGCGGUGACAGCUGUCCCGAUGACGUCUGUGGCAAAAGACUUUCUAAGAGCCCCAGCACCAGACAGCCAGAAACGCACGCCAUUCCUAAGCAGUCUGGACACGGCAUCAGUGGGGCCAGCAGCAGAUCUUUGCCUUCUGCCUUCCUCCUCCUGUCAGGGGCUUUUGUCGCCGCGCAGCACCUGUGGCGGUAACUCAUUAGCACAGCCAGGAAAGAGACUGCGGCUGAGGGCUUCACUUUGCCAAAACCAACUAAUGACAGGACACGUUUAAAUCACCUUGGAAAAAAAGAAAACCAAACAAGAAAAAAAAAAAAAAGAGGGAGGAGAAAAUGAUUUCAGUUGUUUGCUACUUCUGGCAGUGCUCGAGCUGAUUUCUUCUUUCUUGGUCUCUUCCCCAAUGCUGGGCCCUUCUUUCCAUACCUCAUUGUUUUACUUUCGUUAUUGCCACAAACGGGCUCUCAGGGCUGAAACAAGCCUUUGUGGAGAGGCCUGCGGGGGACCCCGGCCGGCCCCUCCGAGGGCAGCUCUGCUGCUGCCGCCAGUGGAAUAUGCAAUUGCCCUGAUCUCGUUCCCCAGAGUGCUGCUUCCCACACAGCUGCCGAGAGCACCCGGUGCCCAGAGCAACCGCUUUGUAACGCAGAGACUGAGCUCCUCAGCGCUGCUCAAGUGCUGCAUUCAGGGGCUCUUGGGGGUUUUUCCUCUGUACUUCCCAGGCAGGCAGAGAUGGCCCUUCACUUCCAGUGGCAUCCGCAGGGGGGUGAGCAGGUUUGGUGGGUUGAACUGAAACAGUUUGACUGUUGGACCCAAAACUGCAGAACUCGCUUUUUCUUUGGAAAGGUCACAAGUGAGUUUCUUGACUAGAGCUCGUAGCUGACGACAAUUUGAAAUGUAGAUCUCCUACAUCUGAGUGAUGGGGAAUGAGUGUUAGGGGUUGGGGCUUGGGGUAUUUUUUCUUUGCAUGCUAGUUGGAAAGCCAUUUUUUACCCAAGUAAUAAUGGUCCAAUUUCUACCUGCAGUGCAGUACCGCCGUAGGUAACAGAGAGAUGAAAAUAUGCACAGCAGGAUUCUCCGCCUGACAGAUAGUUGUGCUGCCUCCUCCUCCUCUGGCCCCUGCCGUGGAUGGGAAUCCUUUUUUUUUUUUUUUUUGGUAAUAGGAAAGACCAGGGACUUAAUACUUUGCAUUAUACCUGGUUGUGACAGGCUUGUGCAGGGGUGACCCCCAGGCAGCUGCCGUGGGGCGGAGAGGGGCUGGGAGAAAUCAGCCCUACCCAGGAGACUGCCUCAAGGUAGCACCAACCGGGGGGGAAUGUGAGGACGGGAUGCAUUUUGUUUGGGGUAUCUUUUUUUUGUGGUGUUUGUUCCCGUUGCAUUGUAAGUUUUUAAGUGGAUUCCCGCUUUCCCUGUCCCUUCCCCAUCUUCCCACACACCUUCCCUGGCCGCAGCAGGGCCAGGCUGGGGCAACAGGUCGGACACCCACCCACAGAUCCCUUUUGGCUCAGAAAAGAGCCAGGCUUACCCUCUGCCAACGCCAUCCCACCGCACACCAGCCUCUGGGGCGGGCAGGCGGCUGCCCUAACCCCAAAAUGCUGGGUGGGAUGGACCCCGUGCUAGAUUUUGAGACUGGGAAUGGUCAGUGAAGGUAUAAAUACCCUCACGUAGCUGUAGGAGUGUCUGUGCUUGUAGGGCUGUGGGCACGCAGAGAGCUUCUGUACCUGACAGGUACGGCGAGCAUCACCUGGAGGAGUAGGUUUAGCAGAUGUUACAGGUACAAGAGUGAACGAUUGGGCCAAGAGCACACUCAGGGGUUGGGCUUCAUUCAUACAGGGUUGGGGUUGAGUUUCAAAUGUGUUUGUACUGUGGGCGAGAGGGAGGGCAGAGGUGUAUCUUUCUUCUACUUUGCUGGACUGCACAGCACAUGUUUGAGCAUUUCUCCUCUGUCCUGCCAGAGGAGACACGUCUUCAGGCUGAGCAAACAUUACGGGGCAUGGGGGUUGGCUGUUUUCUAAGAAAGGGGGGAAAAAAACCCCAUUUUUAACAUUAACAGUUCAUAGAAUGUGGAGUUUAAGGGAAGAUGAGAACGUGAUUAUGGUUGGACUCGAUGAUCCAGUGGGUCCUUUCCAACCUGGUGAUUCUAUGAUUCUGUGAGCAAGGUUGUGCUGAAAGCUGGCACAGGCAGGGGUAGAGGGGGCCUGUCUGCCCUCCCUGGGGCAGGGCUUCCACCAGGCACGAGGAGGCAGCAGUAGCUGCUGCCCGCCUUGUCCUGGGGCGGAGUAAUGACACUUAUCAUUCCUCAAAUGAGGCAGAGAUUUUGAGCCAACUUUGACCAGCUGUUCGGAGCAACAGUGACUGAUGUCACCGGUCUCCUCCCUGCCUUGUAUUCGUCACCUUCAGAUCUGACCUGGUAGGGUUUUAGGAAUGAACACAAGGAUGCUGGAUGUUGGAUAAAGGACAGACGCCACCAGUAGACCCAUCAAAACCAAGGAGUGGAUAAAUACAACUCAUGGAUUUAUACAGAUUUAUUUACUCCUAAAAAUACAGCAAGUUCCACAUUUUACUUUUACCGCUCUAAAGAGUUGCUGUCUUUUUUUUUUUUCUGUUUUUUUUUUGUUUUUUUUUUUACCAGAAUUGCCAAUACAAAUUUAGCCUUCAGUUACAUAAAUCCCACUACCAGUCCUGCAGAAACAUUGCAUCCAAAGCAAAGAAACCAAAAAAGCAAGCAGGGGAGGGGGGUAUUAAAGCAUUGGACCCUCUUUAAAAACUGGCUGCGUUGAUUUGGAGCUUUCACAAGUGACUGCCGAGGUCAGUGGUUUGUUUUGCAGAAUGGGAGGCUGAAAGUCCUUGUCAUUCUGUUUCUGCGCAGUUUUUGUUUUGUGUCAGCCUUUCAUCCUCAAAAGCCUCUUCUGGGCCCCAGGGUCGGGGGGAAACACCCUAAAAGGGAAGCCAAGAAUUUACUGAUUGUCCGGUUAAUAUUUUAACGUUUUAAUAAAUAAUUAUUGGUCUUGUUAGGAUAAUGAAACCAAAUAGUCCAAAUGAAUAAGGCAAAGCCUCAAAGAUGCAGUAAAAACUGUUAUGCAGCAGAAACCCUUCUUGAUACCCUUUCCCUCUUUGGCUGGGGUUGUACUCACACUCCAGUGUCCCUCUGGGCCCCGAGGGCGAGUCCUUCAGUCCUGGAGCCAAGCCAGGGACUGGAACAGCAUCCCAGCCUGCAGUGCCAAGUGCUCUUCCCCCUUUUUGCCAGGACAUGCAUGUUGGUGUGGAUGCUUCCUCCCUCCCUGACCCUCGGGCUCCCUGAGUUUAUUUUGUAUACCUUUUCACAUCGUCCACCUGCGCUCCUGUUUUUCUGUCAGUUCUCUGUUGUCCUGUUCCCUUCAUUGCCCCGAAGAUGUUUCCCAACCUGCUGCACUUGGCCAGACCACCUUCCACUGAGGAGCUGAAACGACCAAGUUCCCCGGGGUAUUGACUCGGUAUUGCUCUAAACUGCUGCAAACCAAAAGCAAACUGUAGUUACCCAAGAGUCAGGCAACUGCUGGCACGGCCCAACAAGCUAAGGUCAGCCCAGGGCCAGAGAAGCCCCGAGCCUGCGCUUGGGCUGGUGCAGAGCCUGAGGCCUCUUCAGUGCUUAUAAACGACACCUCCUGGUCCAAGUGCCAUUGCGUUUUGCCUGCUCGAAACCAUUGUGACAAACCUCAGUGGGGGCUGGCAGCUGGCGUGGGGUGGCUGCGCAAACAGGGAGCUCUGGGGAGGGGCAGUGGCUGGGGAGGAACGUUUGAUUUCAUGGUAUCAACAUGGUGAUCCACAGUGUUUUGGUUUGAAAAGGUCUCAUACUUCACAGGGAUGUGGGAGGUGCGCUAGGAAAAAAUAGUAACAAAGACCCCUGUCCCAGGAAAGGAGACAACCAGAGAGAGUGGAUUUCCAAGUGUCUCUGUCUUUCGGCUUGCUCUUCUGUGCCAUAACGUGUGUGUUUAAACUAAGGGUGAGGGUCUCAAAGGCUUUGAGAGCGCAGCUCCUUCUCAUUUACAAAUGACAAAUUGUUUUCUGGUGGGCUUGGUAGGGGCUAAGGUAUAGCAAAAUACCUGAAGCCCACCUUUGCUUUAAACAGAUGCAUUUCUAUCUGCAGGAGUUAAGAAUUAUUUCACUUAUUGGCAUAGCUGGACAGUUAUCUCUUUCUUUCUGUUACCAAGGUACUUGUAACUCUCUUGCACUGUUUAUCUAAAGUUGAAAUACGUUCUUUGAAUCCUUGUAUAAAUAAAAAGGCUGGAGACUUAAAUCUGUAUUUACAGGACAGUUUUAUUUCUUCUCCAUUUAAGUUGAAUUUGGAGUUUUCUUUCUUUUUCCUUGUUAAGGCGCAGGUAAAGGCCAUGUCCAGAGCCCCAAGGAAGAAAAGCUUGCUUUCCGCCACAGGGUUUGUGUGAUGCCAGCGUUGGCCACAGUGGUUUGCCUGUGUUCAACCUUAUGGAAUCCAAAGGAACAGCUGUGAGGGUGGUACAGAUGUGCUGUGUAUGGAAAAAAGGUGGACCUGACUUUGGUCAUCGAAGCAAGUAGGCCAAACAUUCUCUUUCUCAUAGAGAUGCACAAAAAGUCUUGGCAUAACAGUGCAAGGAAUUAGAAAUACCCUUGACAUGUGUCAUUCAUCUUUGAAUCAUAGACUCAUAGAAUAGUUUGGGUUGGAAGGGACCUUAAAAAUCAUCCAGUUCCACCCCCAUGCCAUGGGCAGGGACACCUCCCACUGGCUCAGGCUGCCCAAGGGCCAUCCAACCUGGCCUGGAACACCUCCAGGGAUGGGGCAGCCACAGCUUCCCUGGGCAACCUGGGCCAGGGCCUCACCACUCUCAUGGUGAAGAAAUUCCACCUUACAUCAAGCCUAAAUCUGCUCCUCUCCCAUUUAUACCAAUUCUCGCUAGUCCUAUGACUACAAGACUUUAUGAACAGCCCCUCUUCAGCUUUCCUGUAGCCCCUUCAGGUACUGGAAGGUCCCUCUAAGGUCUCCUCAGAGCCUUCUCCUCUCCAGGCUGAACAACCCCAACUCUCUCAGCCUGUCCUCGUAUGGGAGGUGCUCCAGCCCUCGGAUCAUCUUUGUAGCCUCCUCUGGACCCAUUUCAACAGCUCCAUAUCCUUCUUACGUUGAGGAUUCCAGAACUGGACACAAUACUCUAGAUGAGGUCUCAAUGUCUUGUGCUAAUUAUUAAUGUCUUCUGCUAAUUAUUUAACGUGGCCUUGUACGAGUGCAGCUGUUGGUAAGGUUAACAGCAAGCGGAGCCGGGCUGUUGCAGUGCCAGGGCACCAAGCUCUUUACAACAGUGUAUGGCAAGAGGAUGAGAGACACCUGCAUAACCAGGGCUGUUUGCACAAGAUGUUUGCCUCAACAGCAGUGGCAUCAGGGCAGAAACCCCCCAGCAGCUCCCAACAAAAUCCAGAGUCUGGCAUCGGACCUUUCCUAGCUAGGGAAGGACACCAUUACCCUGCAAUUCAAGCACCUUCUUGUAGAGGAGGUAAAUGUCUCCACUGCCAGAAGGUGGCAUUUGUGCUUUGCUUAUCAUAGAAUCAUAGAAUCACAGAAUCACCAGGUUGGAAAGGACACACUGGAUCAUCGAGUCCAACCAUUCCUAACACUCCUUUAAACCAUAUCCCUAAGCACGUCAUCCACCCGUUCCUUAAACACCUCCAGGGAAGGCGACUCAACCCCCUCCCUGGGCAGCCUCUGCCAGUGGAAUUAUAAUUACUUUCCAUGCAACCAUAAGGGCAGCCUGGUGCGAUGGGACAACCUCUCAGGCAUGAGAGACCACCCAAAAGCGGGCUGUAGGCAGGUAACCAGUAAACUGAUGGCCUGUGGGGAGGCAGCACGGGGGCAGAAGCAAUGUUGCUGGUGUUGAUACAACAGAAGAGCUGCUCUGGGCUGGUGGCACUCGGGGGUCUCCUGGACCAGUGCUGAGGUGAGCUGCAGGAACAGGUAAACCAGUCCCACCUCAGUAAAUCAGGUCUGGCAAAUCCCAGAGCAAGCUGCUGGGCUGCUGCAGUCCUUACAGAUCAGUUCAUGGCACAGCACGAGUGAUACCACCCAAAAUAAAGAUCACCAGU